CAGCCAGCCGGGCUGCAUACAAUAGCAAGGCUGCGGCUGGGGCCGAAGGUACGGCCGCACGGUGGGCGCCCCUCACCGCUCGCCCACACCCUCCCGUCCCACUUCACCCUCAGGCUGCACGGGGUCCCCUCCGCGAUCACCGGCCCUUCGCAGUCGCGUCUGCCCCCCUCAGAGCCCGCGCUCGCCACAGUCUCCUCCGAGAACGCUCCCCUCAGCGAGCGCACCCCGCCCCCUCGCAGUCCCGGCGCGCCUCCUGCUCCCCGCGGCCCGCAGCGGCCCGCCCUCCGGACCCCGGGCCUGAGGGAACCCGGCGGGAGCGGUGUGAGGAGAACGCGGGGCGGCCGCCCGCGCACACUCCCGCGCUCUCUCCGGGCUCGGCCGCCGCCAGGAGGAGGAGGAGGAGGAGGAGCGGAGCGAGCGCAGAAGUAGCUGCUGCUGGUGGUGGUGACAAUGUCAAAUAACGGCUUAGACAUCCAGGACAAACCCCCAGCCCCUCCCAUGAGAAACACCAGCACUAUGAUUGGAGCUGGCAGCAAAGACACUGGGACCCUGAACCACGGCUCCAAACCUCUGCCUCCAAACCCAGAGGAGAAGAAAAAGAAGGACCGAUUUUACCGAUCCAUCUUACCUGGAGAUAAAACAAAUAAAAAGAAGGAGAAGGAGCGGCCAGAGAUUUCUCUUCCUUCAGAUUUUGAGCAUACCAUUCAUGUUGGUUUUGAUGCUGUCACAGGGGAGUUUACGGGGAUGCCAGAACAGUGGGCCCGCUUGCUUCAAACAUCAAAUAUCACCAAGUCAGAGCAGAAGAAAAACCCACAGGCUGUUCUGGAUGUGUUGGAAUUUUAUAACUCUAAGAAGACCUCCAAUAGUCAGAAGUACAUGAGUUUUACAGAUAAGUCAGCUGAAGAUUAUAAUUCUUCUAACACUUUGAAUGUGAAGACUGUGUCUGAGACCCCAGCAGUGCCACCAGUGUCAGAAGAUGAAGAUGAUGAUGAUGAUGCUACUCCACCUCCGGUGAUUGCUCCACGCCCAGAACACACAAAAUCUGUAUAUACACGAUCUGUGAUUGAACCACUUCCUGUUACUCCAACUCGGGAUGUGGCUACAUCUCCCAUUUCACCUACUGAGAAUAACACCGCUCCACCAGAUGCUUUGACCCGGAAUACUGAAAAGCAGAAGAAGAAGCCUAAAAUGUCUGAUGAGGAGAUCUUAGAGAAAUUACGGAGCAUAGUGAGUGUGGGCGAUCCUAAGAAGAAGUAUACACGGUUUGAGAAGAUUGGACAAGGUGCUUCAGGCACAGUGUAUACUGCAAUGGACGUAGCCACAGGGCAGGAGGUGGCCAUUAAACAGAUGAAUCUUCAGCAGCAGCCGAAGAAAGAGCUGAUUAUUAAUGAGAUCCUGGUCAUGAGGGAAAACAAAAACCCAAAUAUUGUGAACUAUCUGGACAGUUACCUUGUGGGAGAUGAGCUAUGGGUUGUCAUGGAAUACUUGGCUGGAGGCUCUUUGACAGAUGUGGUGACAGAAACCUGUAUGGAUGAAGGCCAGAUAGCAGCUGUAUGCCGAGAGUGUCUUCAAGCUUUGGAGUUCCUACAUUCAAACCAAGUCAUUCACAGAGACAUCAAGAGUGACAACAUUCUGCUGGGAAUGGAUGGCUCCGUCAAGUUAACUGACUUUGGAUUCUGUGCACAGAUAACUCCAGAGCAGAGCAAAAGGAGCACCAUGGUCGGAACUCCAUAUUGGAUGGCACCUGAAGUUGUAACACGGAAGGCCUAUGGACCCAAGGUUGACAUCUGGUCCCUGGGUAUCAUGGCAAUUGAAAUGAUUGAGGGGGAGCCCCCAUACCUCAAUGAAAACCCCUUGAGAGCCUUGUACCUCAUUGCCACCAAUGGGACCCCAGAGCUUCAGAACCCAGAGAAGCUGUCGGCUAUUUUCCGGGACUUUUUGAACCGCUGUCUUGAGAUGGAUGUGGAGAAGAGAGGUUCAGCUAAAGAGCUACUGCAGCAUCAGUUCCUGAAGAUUGCCAAGCCCCUCUCCAGCCUCACGCCACUGAUUGCGGCAGCAAAGGAGGCAACCAAGAACAGUCACUGAAACCACGCUCACCCCAGCAUCAUCGUGCCAAGCCUUCUAGGAAAGAAACACUUGUUUCGGGAACUCCCACCCCUCAUGUCCUCCUCUCCUGGCCUUGCUUCUCCCAUUUCCUGAUCUAGUGCUCUCAAGACUUCGAUCCUUGGAAACCAUGUGUCAAGCACUGACGAGAACUGCAGACUGGAUGACCUAUCCAGCACUGGCUGUUUCUAAAUAGGAACCCCUUCCAGUUCGUGGGCAUGGGGAGGUGACUUACGAGCAAGGGUUACCUGAAUAAACCUGUUUCUACGAAACAGAGAUCUCAACCAUCCCCUUCCUUACCCCUCACAAGCAAUUCUUGACUACAUAAAUUUAUGGUUUGAUAGCAUUAUCAAUUUGCAAUCAGUUGAAAUUUCUUUAGUGCUUUCUUUCUGUGACCAAAUUGCCCAAACACUUCAUUGUAUCUGAAAACCGUAACAGCUUUGGAAUGCCAUGGGGCCUGAUAAUCUGCCAGGGACAUGAAGUGGCUCUGUUUCCUGAACCAGACCUUGGUGCAGCUGAUCCUGACAUGGGAGAACUGCCAUGUUUUUCUCUGUGUGCUUCUAGCAGCUGUUUGGGAGAACCAUGAUCCAGUAGUGUUCCCUGUGCUAUUUCUAGUGAAAUGGUCUUAGCUAUGUAGCAGCUUUUGAUUCCCUGCAUCCCCUAGGCUGCUGCCUGCAUUCUGUUAUAAAUCUUAUUUAUAGCAUUGAGAGAUUCCUAGAGCACAUGCUGAGGAAGAGCAGAGUGAGAAGUGAGAGGGCAAGUGCAGCUACUUUUAGCAUGUGGCUGGGCUUCAGCACCUGUCCAGCUAUACUAUGUGGUAUUUCAAGAUCUCAGCCUCUGUUUCUACCUGGGAUAAGGAGCUGAAAGAUGAACUCAGAUCUUCCGGUAGCUUAACUAUUUCAGUCAAAAGAAAAGGUCUCCAAAUCUGAGAUGAUGUGCUACUAGUGACAAGGGGACCCUCUUUUUAAAUGCAUGACCAAGCUCUCUGCAAAUGGACAUGCUUUCUCUGGGUGUUGGGGAUAUUUGCUACCUCCUGCUUUCUUUGUGGUUUUGGUUCUCCCACUGUGGUAGGAUGCUUGGCCAGCAUUGUGGCUUGUCAUGUCAGCCCCACUGACUACUUUGUCAUGCUCAGAGGUACUAUUGCCUCAGCAGCACAAGUUUCUAUUUCCUUCAAUAAAAGGAAAUGAAAAUAUGCUA
Messenger RNA from Peromyscus eremicus (cactus mouse), 3300 nucleotides. It is a transcript of the gene Pak1, whose product is annotated as p21 (RAC1) activated kinase 1. Gene Ontology annotation, molecular function: ATP binding; protein serine/threonine kinase activity. Gene Ontology annotation, biological process: intracellular signal transduction; regulation of MAPK cascade; regulation of axonogenesis. The record is from RefSeq and is a predicted model, not a curated record. The coding region runs from base 451 to 2085 and encodes 544 amino acids. Gene Ontology annotation, cellular component: cytoplasm. NCBI's taxonomy places the organism in Eukaryota, Metazoa, Chordata, Mammalia, Rodentia, Cricetidae. The transcript is spliced from 15 exons.